AUGGAGGCCCACGCUGAUUACACGCCACGUGCUAGACCACAAGCUAACCGUAUUAAAGCUAGGUAUCAGGCAAAUAUGAUGUUCAAAGCUAUUUUGACUUCUUAUCUCCUGUUUGGGGCUGCGUAUGCGGUGCCUGCAGCUGUUGCUCCAGCCAGCGUGGAUGAUGCCCGUUGGGGUGGCGGUCGACGAUGGGGUGACAACAAGCCCGGUUCUUGGAACCCACGUGGUGCUCACUAUGACUGGCCAGUUGAUUGGAAUCCUCUUGGCUUCGUUGCGACAAUGGGCGUUGGAUCACCCAAGUUCGAGUACAAAGUCUUUGUUGACUGGACCUGGGUCAGCCAUAUCGUGACGACGCCCAAGUGCUAUGGGCAGUGGGACCCGAAGCUCUGCAUGCAUCCUGACCAAGUUUACUGGGAUCCUCGCAACUCGACAUCAUACAAGAAUUUGACCUCGCAGUAUGCCGGCCGCUCAUGGAAGCCAAAUCACUUUUUCAUGGAGGACCCCAUGAACAUUGAGUAUGGUGCGGAUUUGCUGCAUGUCGGGCCCGUCACCGGUGAGGCUGUCUUGCAGUUGACUGAUCUCCAGUUCAAUGUCUCUGCCAAAUAUGGAACACCAUUUCCCUUUACAGGCAUUUACGGCAUGUCGCCCAUCUUCCGUGGCGAUGACGGUAAGAUGAAUCCUACUAGCAUCGACUAUCAGUCCGCGUACUAUCAGCAAUGGAAGAAUGGCCACUGGAGAUCACCGCAAACCGGAUUCGUAUACUGCUAUGAAGAGUCUCGCAAGUCUGUUUGCAAUGGCCACGACGGCAUCCAAACCAUGGGUGGUAUUCGCAGUGAUCUCAUCGACCGCCGGAAGAUCUCGUGGUACGACGUGAAGCUGUACCCAGAUGUCAACUCGCUGGCGUUUGUAUAUGACCCUCCUGUGUACAACUACUGGGGAGUCGAGCUCGAGGGCCUCAGAAUUGGAAAUGAAGUCCAAAAAAUCGAGCCCACCUCCAACAGCUCUGGCAAAGCUGCCAUUUUCGACCACGCCAGCUAUGGACGUGGGACUCCCUUGAGUCCCAACGCGUACGACAGACUUAUCAAGAUGACCGGUGCAAAGCCCGUCGACCUCAAGGAGCCUCCCAACAACGGACCUCAGAAAUUCUUCUCUGUGAACUGCUCUAAGAUUAACUCUUUCCCCACGAUCAAGUACAAGUUCACGGGUAACAGCCGAGAGUGGGCCGUAACACCCAAGAUGUACGUCGAGAAAAUGAAGGACGGAUCUUGCGUGCUCAAUGUCAGAGCACUCGCCAGUGGCCCGUCCCGAAAUAAAUCGACAUUGCGUUUGCAGAUCAGGCGCCGGUGCGUGGGAAAUGGCUUAGUACUGUCUGGAACAGUUAUGGAGGCUGGAGACAUUAAGCUCUCACAGCCGCGAAAGGUAGAUCAAAUAGAGGUCGCGCGUUUCUCUUCUUCAACACACCGUCGUGGUCGCUCGGCUGAGAUGAUGGUGGUUUUGUUAGCCUAG
This is a messenger RNA of Pochonia chlamydosporia 170, 1506 nucleotides long. Its product is annotated as eukaryotic aspartyl protease. Gene Ontology annotation, biological process: proteolysis. The transcript is spliced from 3 exons. Lineage: Eukaryota; Fungi; Ascomycota; Sordariomycetes; Hypocreales; Clavicipitaceae. The record is from RefSeq and is a predicted model, not a curated record. Gene Ontology annotation, molecular function: aspartic-type endopeptidase activity. The coding region runs from base 1 to 1506 and encodes 501 amino acids.